CGGAGCGUUCCCACGGAAGGCCCAUCCCCACUGCCUGCCCUCUGUCGGCAGGAACGGACGGUAUAUAAGGACAGGCGGGAGUAGACCCACCAGCAUUGCCGCUUUGAUUUUCGUAGCGAGUUGGUCGCACUCUGCUUGCUUGCACGAGAAUUGGCAUUCGUUGGAGGGUAGAUUUUUUUAAAACCUGAAAGGGUGCCAAGACAGACAGUUCGAGAGGAGAACUUUUCUUCGAGUUUUACGAUAACACGGGGUUAUAAACUUCACAGCUGAGAUUUGUGUAGUUUUUUUUUUUUUAACGAUUUGUGCCAUCAUUUUGUGUGUGAUCAAGUGAUUGGGAUUUACGAGAUGCAGAUGCACGAGCAAAUCAUGGUCGAUGGGCAGGAGCAACCCAUCUCAAGGACCUAUCAGUAUAGAAAGGUAAUGAAGCCAAUGCUUGAGAGAAAAAGGCGAGCAAGGAUCAACCGGUGUCUGGACGAGUUAAAGGACCUGAUGGUAACGGCGCUCGCUGGUGACGGCGAGAACGUCGCGAAGCUCGAGAAGGCCGACAUCCUCGAGUUGACCGUGCGCCAUCUUCACAAGCUCCAGCGGCAGCAACGACUCUCGGCUAAUCCAGUCAUUGACUCCGACCGAUUCCGUGCUGGAUAUACCCAUUGCGCGAACGAAGUUAGCCGAUGCCUCGCGGCGACGCCUGGCGUCGACGUCGCCCUGGGUACCAAGCUGAUGACCCACCUUGGUCACAAGCUGAACUCCAUGGACAAAACGGGGCCACUGACCAUUCAUGUGGCAGCGCCGCAGACCUCGCCGAACUCAACGACCUCUGACCUCAGUGACGAGUACCCCAUGCCCCUGACGCCGGCGUCCAGUCAGCCAUCUCCAGUCAGAACGGAUCUGGAAGGAUCGUCCCAAGAGCACCAGGGACUCCUGCAAGUGGCCAAGCCUGACGAAGCUGUAUGGCGACCUUGGUAGAUCCUUGCCAUCGCUGAGGUCAGAUUACUGUGACCUUGAAAUGUGCAAGAGGCUCCUAUGGUACAGGAACACCAAUUGCCAAUUGGUAUUUCCAAGGGAUCUGAUCAGGUUGGAAUCCUCCAAUCCCCACGAGCACCAAUCAUCGUGGGAUCCGUUGAAGAGCAUUGGGGUACGAAAUGAUAUCCAAGGUCGACGUGGAUGAUUAUGAUGGAGGAUGAUCAGAGGGCAGGAAGAAGCCAGUUGAACAAGAUGAAGAUAUUUACACUGUGAUCCGGGCGAGUUCCAAAUAUCUAGACUGAAUAGACUCAUCAGCUGGAUGAUGCGUGGAUGUCGGGAAUGGAGAAGGGAUUGCGCGUGAAAUGCAGUAGCGGAGUUUGAUGAAGAAACAAACGAGGGAAACUCCAACUGUCAGGAGUGACUAGUGAGAAUCAAAAAUGAAAGAGAAAAGGCUCGCAUUCGCAAAAAUCAUUUGAAUCGACUGACAGGACAGUCGGGAGUUUUCUUUUUGGCGGGGUCUGAUCUCAAAUUCGAAAUUCCACAAGACUGUGCAAAAACCUUUUAGAAAACAAAAAUUUUAAUUUUGAGAUGAAGGGUCUCUUCUUAUCAGUUACGAUAAAAUGCAAUAACGUUAAAAGAUUCUACUUGCUCAAUACAGCGACUGGCUCCAUCUGCGUUAUUGACGUUACGAAUGUUUUGUUUUAUUCCUACUACUAUCACUACUACUACUACUAUUAUUACUAUAACUACUACUAAAUACUACUGAUAUAUUAUUAUUAUUACUACCAUGCGAACUGGGUUUUUAGUUUCUUCGCAAAUCUGGAAACGAUGAAUUCGCAGACUGUCUUUGGUGCAUUGUCGUAAAAAAAUCAUGUUUGGUCGAAAAGUGAUUUAUGGAGUUUCCGGAAUUGCGAAAGAAUUAGAGAUAAUUCCAUAACUGGCCAAGUUGAUGGAUUCUUGGCGAAGCUUUAAUUUACUUGACAGUUAGAUGUUUUCUAUUGUUUAUUUCAUACUUUUAUCGAUUUUUUUUUUAUAUUUCGGUUUCUCGAACAAAGAACUCAAGUUCAAUUAAAAUAAUUAACAUUGCAACUUGAGUUCUCUGAUUGGAAACGUUGUUAUACCUCUUCCCGGCCAAUGUACGUUUCUUUAAUUAAUUUUCGAGAAACUUUUGAUAACGGUACAACUUGACCUGCCGACAACUGUCAAUUAAGUAAAUAACAAUUUCGUAAAAAAUUGUUUGAAAAAAAAAACUUAAAAAAAAUUGUAUCUCAAAAUGUAAAAUAAUUAUUAACGGCCGCGCGGAGGUUCUUGUGAUAGAGAAACGUGUACCUGUGAUAUUUACUGUAGUAACUCUAGAAAAUGAUACUAGAUUUUUAAUAAACUUGAAUUGACCAAUUUA
Messenger RNA from Cephus cinctus (wheat stem sawfly), 2362 nucleotides. RefSeq names its product enhancer of split m7 protein. NCBI's taxonomy places the organism in Eukaryota, Metazoa, Arthropoda, Insecta, Hymenoptera, Cephidae. The transcript has 2 exons. Gene Ontology annotation, biological process: regulation of neurogenesis; regulation of transcription by RNA polymerase II; anterior/posterior pattern specification. The record is from RefSeq and is a predicted model, not a curated record. Gene Ontology annotation, cellular component: nucleus. Bases 346 to 966 code for a protein of 206 amino acids. Gene Ontology annotation, molecular function: protein dimerization activity; DNA-binding transcription factor activity, RNA polymerase II-specific; RNA polymerase II cis-regulatory region sequence-specific DNA binding.